This is a messenger RNA of Pogoniulus pusillus (Red-fronted tinkerbird), 1567 nucleotides long. It is a transcript of the gene ATXN7L3, whose product is annotated as ataxin 7 like 3. The record is from RefSeq and is a predicted model, not a curated record. Gene Ontology annotation, biological process: positive regulation of DNA-templated transcription; regulation of transcription by RNA polymerase II. Gene Ontology annotation, molecular function: transcription coactivator activity. The transcript has 12 exons. NCBI's taxonomy places the organism in Eukaryota, Metazoa, Chordata, Aves, Piciformes, Lybiidae. The coding region runs from base 107 to 1213 and encodes 368 amino acids. Gene Ontology annotation, cellular component: DUBm complex; SAGA complex.
UGACCCCGGCCCCGGCCCCGGCCCCCCACGGGCCCUUCGAGCCGAGCGGCCCCCCCGUGCCCUGUGCUAUGAGCUUUGGCUGUGACUUCUCCUCGAGCAGUUGCAAAUGAAAAUGGAGGAGAUGUCUUUGUCUGGCCUGGAUAACAGCAAGCUGGAGGUGAGUGCCCCCUGCCCGGCCGGGCCUUGGCCCCCGCCCCCUUCUCGGUCACUUGCAGCCCCCACCCAUGCCCGCUGCCCCCAGGCCAUCGCACACGAGAUCUACACGGAGCUGGUGGAGGAUGCCUGCCUGGGGCUGUGCUUCGAGGUCCAUCGGGCAGUCAAGUGUGGCUACUUCUUCCUGGACGACACCGACCCCGACAGCAUGAAGGACUUCGAGAUCGUGGACCAGCCUGGGGUGGACAUCUUCGGGCAGGUCUACAACCAGUGGAAGAACAAAGAAUGCAUCUGCCCCAACUGCAGCCGCAGCAUCGCCGCCGCGCGCUUCGCCCCGCACCUGGAGAAGUGCCUGGGCAUGGGCCGCAACAGCAGCCGCAUCGCCAACCGCAGGAUCGCGAGCAGCAACAACAUGAACAAGUCUGAGAGCGACCAAGAGGACAACGACGACAUCAACGACAACGACUGGUCCUACGGCUCCGAGAAGAAAGCCAAGAAGAGGAAAUCAGAUAAGAACCCCAACUCGCCUCGCAGGUCCAAGUCCUUGAAACACAAGAAUGGUGAGCUCGGUGGGAACCCUGAUCCCUUCAAGUACAGCAACUCGGCAGGAAUCAGCUACGAGACGCUGGGCCCCGAGGAGCUGCGGACGCUGCUGACCACGCAAUGCGGAGUCAUCUCCGAGCACACCAAGAAGAUGUGCACCAGGUCCCUGCGGUGUCCCCAGCACACGGACGAGCAGCGGAGAUCAGUUCGGGUUUACCUCCUCGGCCCCUCCGCGUCCCUGCCCGAGGCCGAGGGCAGUGUGGAGAACGACAGCUUCGAGGUGGCAGAGAGCCAGGCCCUGAUGAGCAGGCUGCAGUGGGAUGGCUCCUCCGACAUCUCCCCCUCCGACUCGGCCUCCUCCAAAGCCAGUACAAACAACUCUGAGUCCCGCAAGACCAAGAAGAAGAAGCCUCACCUGGGGCUGGUGAGCGGCGCCCCCGGGCUGGGCUCCAGCAAGAAGAAGAAGCCCAAGCCCCCUGCCCCCCACACCCCCAGCAUCUACGACGACAUCAACUGAGCGCAGCAGAGCCCAGCCCGGGGGCGGGAGGGGCCCACGGACACGCAGACAGACGGACACAGGCCGAGGGCAGUCCCUCCAGCCCCCCCGAUCGGACAGAGUGAGUAGCUGAGCUGCGGAGGAUGGAGGACUGCAGGGGGGAGGGAGAGCACAGAGGGGUGGGGGCCGGACUUGGGAGCCCCCAUUAAUGCCCCCCCCCACUUCCUACCUGAGCCUCUCCCCCCAGCCCCAGCAGUGCCUCUAUUUAUUGUGACAGAUUUUGUACAUGGGGCUCUGGGGGGGGUCUUGCUCUGAGCGAAGGCACAAUCCCCCCUUCCUCCUCUUCCUCUCCCCCCUCUUCCUCUCCCCCCUCUC